Suricata suricatta (meerkat) is the source of this 2059-nucleotide messenger RNA. RefSeq names its product odd-skipped related transciption factor 2 (gene OSR2). The transcript is spliced from 4 exons. Bases 481 to 1419 code for a protein of 312 amino acids. The record is from RefSeq and is a predicted model, not a curated record. NCBI's taxonomy places the organism in Eukaryota, Metazoa, Chordata, Mammalia, Carnivora, Herpestidae. Gene Ontology annotation, cellular component: nucleus. Gene Ontology annotation, biological process: regulation of transcription by RNA polymerase II; urogenital system development; embryo development. Gene Ontology annotation, molecular function: DNA-binding transcription factor activity, RNA polymerase II-specific; RNA polymerase II transcription regulatory region sequence-specific DNA binding.
ACGCGGGCGGGGACAGAGCUCGGAGCGCGCGCUGCAGGAGGGUGAUGGCCCUGCGAGGCUGCAAGCUCCGACCUAACCCGGAGUCCGCGGCGAGAGGCUCGCGGAGGCGCGGGGUGCCGGGCGAGCGCUGAGCGCCGCUUAGCACCUCCCGGGCUUUACAACCUCCACGUCCACAGUCUCCGACGAAGGCGAGGAUCCGCUCUCGUUUUUGCUGCCCUUCGUCCUCCAGAUCAUGUCCGCGGCUCCCGGGAUUCCGCUCGGAACAAGAAGUUUGCCCGGCGAGGACCCAGUGAACUUUCCGAGCCGUACGACUAACUACCUGGGCCGGGUCUGAGCAGAGGUGCCCAGGCUGACCUUUCUGAGCAAGGGUUUUCUCUGCGUGCCGUUGUCUUUCUGGGUUCUCGCCGGAGCCCCACGCCCACCUGCCUCCGAGUCCUGGAAGAAAGGGGCGGCUCCCUCCGCCCCUCAGCACCCGGGAAAAUGGGGAGCAAGGCCCUGCCGGCGCCCAUCCCGCUCCACCCGUCGCUGCAGCUCACCAAUUACUCCUUCCUGCAGGCCGUGAACACCUUCCCCGCCGCGGUGGACCACCUGCAGGGCUUGUACGGUCUCAGCGCCGUGCAGACCAUGCACAUGAACCACUGGACGCUGGGGUACCCCAACGUGCACGAGAUCACCCGCUCCACCAUCACCGAGAUGGCGGCGGCGCAGGGCCUCGUGGACGCGCGCUUCCCCUUCCCGGCUCUGCCCUUUACCACCCACCUCUUCCACCCCAAGCAGGGAGCCAUUGCCCACGUCCUCCCAGCCCUGCACAAGGACCGACCCCGUUUUGACUUUGCCAACUUGGCCGUGGCCGCCACGCAAGAGGACCCCCCUAAGAUGGGAGACCUGACCAAGCUGAGCCCGGGGCUAGGUAGCCCCAUGUCGGGGCUCAGUAAAUUGACUCCGGACAGAAAGCCCUCCAGAGGGAGGUUGCCCUCCAAAACGAAAAAAGAGUUUAUCUGCAAGUUUUGCGGCAGACACUUUACCAAAUCCUACAACUUGCUGAUCCACGAGAGGACCCACACGGACGAGAGGCCAUAUACGUGUGACAUCUGCCACAAGGCCUUCCGGCGGCAAGAUCAUCUGCGGGAUCACAGGUAUAUCCAUUCCAAAGAAAAACCUUUCAAAUGUCAGGAGUGUGGGAAAGGAUUUUGUCAGUCUAGAACCCUAGCUGUUCACAAAACUUUACAUAUGCAGGAAUCUCCACACAAAUGUCCCACAUGUGGAAGAACCUUUAAUCAGAGAAGUAAUCUGAAAACUCACCUUCUCACCCAUACAGACAUCAAGCCCUACAGCUGCGAGCGGUGCGGCAAAGUGUUCAGGCGAAACUGUGAUCUGCGGCGGCACAGCCUGACUCACACCCCGCGGCAGGACUUCUAGAGAAGCCCAGGAUGUGUCCCGUGCCGCCGCUGCUCCCCUCCCCAGCCACCUCUCCACGCCUCCCACCCAAGGGUCGCACUCCCAACCCCUCACUGACCCCAGCUCUCCCCUUGCUGUAGCCGCACCUGCAGCUCCCAGGAGUUACACUCUUCUUCUCGAGGACUGAGGACUGUAGAAACCCACACAAGUACAUCCCUUCACAAAGAGUAUAUGCUAGUUUCUUGUAGAUAUUCACAGCUCAUUUUAGAGCUCUGUACAUACUGUCGUGGGUCUCCGUUUUGUUGUUUUGUUUUGUUCGUUUUUGUAUCUUGUUGGAUGCACCUAGAUACAGAAAAUGGAAGCCAAAUUUAUCUUUAAAGAGUGUAUUUUCAAAAUAAAACUUUUCCUUGUUUGUUUCAACACUCCUGCAAAAGUGGCUUGCUAUUUAACUUCUGUUCUUCCUCUGGGUUCUGGGAGAGUAGGAUGCCUCUAAAAUACUCAACAUUGAGGGUAUUCUUUAUCCCUAGGCUUUUAAAAUAAGACUUCUCACAAUUCUCUUACUGAAACGUCAGCUCUUCCCUUUCUGUAUUAUGGCAUUUUUUAAUUGGAUGAUUUGAUUUGGAAUUUUUGUUUUUCAAAGAUAUUAAAAUUGAUACCCUGA